Messenger RNA from Cyclocybe aegerita, 882 nucleotides. The record is from the annotation of a GenBank genome assembly. Lineage: Eukaryota; Fungi; Basidiomycota; Agaricomycetes; Agaricales; Hemipholiotaceae.
AUGGCUAUAGGGGAGCCGCGCUCCUUCACGGUGGCACCGCUGAUGCUGAUCACUGGUGCGUCUUCCACGGAAACAGAGCUUAACACGGCCCUUACGAGCCCAUUCACACUCCUAGAUCCCGUCGUCACCGUUCUGAUAUCCACAUCCGUUCAGUUCUUCAUUGCGUGGCGAAUCAAGAUAAUCAGCAACUCUCUUGCCAUGCCCAUCGUCAUUGUGGUCCUCGGCACUUGCUCACUGAUUGGAGGCGUCACACUCACGGGUUUAGUAAUACGUGAGCGAGAAUGGGCCGCCUUCACAAAAUUCGAACCUGCUGUCAUAACCUGGCUGGGGGCUUCGGCCGUUGCAGACGUCUUGAUCACAGCCUCGCUCUCUUGGUCACUUGCAAGUCCCGUUUCAAGCUCUGCUGCUACCGAUGACAAGGUUACCAAAAUCAUUCGUCUCACUGUCCAGACUGGCCUCGUCACCGCCAUCUUCGCUACACUCGAUGUUGUUAUUUUCGUAACUGUCAAGGGAACAACCCUCAAUUUCCUUUGGGACUUUCCUCUCUCCAAGCUGUACACCAACGCGUUGCUUAGCACAUUAAACGCUCGUGCGGGAUGGAACAAAUUAACCGGUACAGGGCAAUCAACCGAUGAGAACAAUGUUCUCAUGUUCAGGCGCAGCGAGCUUCGACAGUACCCAACCACGCACCGUCAGACAGUCACUGGUGUCUUCGAGCUUGAAGCAACAGUAAGUCAGGCGCAAGAGCAUCGCGUUCGGUUAGGCAAGCUGGAUAAUAGGAUUGAGGUGACAACCGCGGCGGAGCGUCUCGCGGACCGACCGGAAGAAGAGGACCGAUCAGAGGAUCAAAAAUAUAAGAAGAGCGCCGAAAACGAGGUGUAA